AAAACAUAAUACAGUGCAAAAAACCAAACCAACCACCCACAGAUAACAGUACAUACAAGCAAGCGUCGUCAGGCAGGCCGGUCAAUAUCAAUAGGGCAGGUAGGUACAGGGGGAGCAAGCUGUGAGAUGGGUCGGGGUCACAGGCCAGGUUCAGCAGGUAGCAAGCAGCGUGGUACAGAGGGUCAGGCUAGAGGGGAUGGUCAGGAGCGAGCCGGGAUCAGAGCAGGAGAAGUCUGCAGCAGCGGUUCAGAUCAGGCAGGGUCAGCAAAGGAACAGAAACAGUAUGCCAGGACAGACAGUUACAGGCCCCAGGCACAAACACAACUCACCAACGGCAGUGUCUGCAAGUCUGGGCCC
Messenger RNA from Staurois parvus, 357 nucleotides. The record is from the annotation of a GenBank genome assembly. NCBI's taxonomy places the organism in Eukaryota, Metazoa, Chordata, Amphibia, Anura, Ranidae.